Messenger RNA from Plasmodium falciparum 3D7, 912 nucleotides. RefSeq names its product stevor. NCBI's taxonomy places the organism in Eukaryota, Apicomplexa, Aconoidasida, Haemosporida, Plasmodiidae. The transcript is spliced from 2 exons. The record is from RefSeq and is a predicted model, not a curated record. The coding region runs from base 1 to 912 and encodes 303 amino acids.
AUGAAGAUGUAUUACCUUAAAAUGUUAUUGUUUAACUUUUUAAUAAAUGUUUUAGUAUUACCACAUUAUGAAAAUUAUCAAAAUAACCAUUAUAACAUAAGGCUCAUACCAAAUAACACAUACAGAAUAACGAUAAAAUCAAGACUCUUAGCACAAACCCAAAUCCAUAAUCCACAUUAUCAUAAUGAUCCAGAACUCAAAGAAAUAAUUGAUAAAUUGAACGAAGACGCAAUAAAGAAAUACCAACAAACUCAUGAUCCAUAUGAACAAUUACAAGAAGUAGUAGAAAAAAAUGGAACAAAAUAUAAAGGUGGUAAUGAUGCAGAACCUAUGUCAACGCUAGAAAAAGAAUUAUUGCAAACAUAUGAAGAAGUGUUUGGUAACGAAAGUGAUAUGUUGAAGUCGGGAAUGAAUACAAAUGUUGAUGAAAAAUCUUCAACAUGUGGAUGUACUGAUAUUAAUGGUGUGAAAUUAGCAAAAACAAAAGGAAGAGAUAAGUAUUUAAAACACUUAAAACAUAGAUGUACCCGUGGUAUAUGUUUUUGCUCAGUUGGUAGUGCAUUGUUAACUAUGUUCGGUUUGGCAGUUGCAAAAAAAGCUGCCGUUGAUGCCAUCCUUCCUGUAUAUGUAGCAGCGAUUAAAAAGUGUGUAUCCUCCAGUUCAUUAUUUCAUAUAUUUCAUGGUGGUUCAUUAACUACAGCUCUUAAAGCAACCGAAGCGUGUGCAAGUGUUGCAGGUCCAGAUAUAGUCAUACCUGCUACAGGUGCUGCUAUAGGUGCAUUUCCCCCUUAUGGUAUUGCAGCUUUAGUACUACUUAUAUUAGCUGUUCUACUUAUAAUAUUAUACAUAUGGUUAUAUAGAAGAAGAAAAAAUUCAUGGAAACAUGAAUGCAAGAAACAUUUAUGUAAGUAA